Molecule: messenger RNA, 1344 nt
Organism: Leptosia nina
Lineage: Eukaryota; Metazoa; Arthropoda; Insecta; Lepidoptera; Pieridae
Source: the annotation of a GenBank genome assembly
AUGGUGGUACUUGAAGACGGAGGAAUGAUGACCAGUAAUCCUAACCAAUAUCUUCAACCUGAUUAUUUAACUCCUUUACCGUCUUCUUUGGACUCAAAGAAGAGCCCACUCGCGCUGUUAGCGCAAACUUGCAGCCAAAUCGGAGCGGACACGAUGCCUUCAAAGCCCCUUUUACCUGUGAUUGACAAGAAGAAAUCAGUGAAUAGUGCUAACAGUGAUUCCAUUAGUCGUUCUUCACCCAACGCCCCUAAAGUUGAUAAACCGCGCUCUACUCCGGAAACCAAACAUUUAGCUUUUAAGCCUUAUGAAAACACUGUCGUUACGAAGAAACCUGAAGACACUCGUCCUUCAUCCAAAGCGAGUUCGGACAGUCAAGAAGAUAAAAAAUCUGGAAAGAGUACUCCCGGGCGCAAGUCGACACCUCCGAGCGCAGAAAACGGAAAACAUAGCCCGACUACAGAACAAAAAUCGUCUCCCACCGGUUCCAGCUCCGGCACGAGCCCCAUAAUACGAUCCGGAUUAGAAGUCUUAGGUCACGGAAAAGAUCACCUCGGAGCCUUUAAGAAUAUACCUGGAUUAUCAGGAUUUAAUCCUCUGACUGGACUCUGCUGCCCGCCGGGAAUGGAGCAACAUGCCAACCCUGCUUUUCGCCCACCGUAUGCCGGUGCACCUUUCAGUGGCCAUCACGCUGCUAUGUUAGCGGCCGCAGCCGCUUUCCCGGGAUCUUCACCCAACCCGUAUCUUGGUUAUGCUCGCGUGAAAACCCCUGCCGGCGGUGAAACAUUAGUCCCCGUUUGCAAAGACCCCUACUGCACUGGAUGUCAAUUUUCCGUGAACAAUCACCAUUUGCUAAUGAGCAACGGAUCCUGUCCAGCCGGAUGUACUCAAUGUGAACACCAAAAAUACAACUUGGCAAUGGCGAUGGCCUUGUCACAGCAAGGAGCGGGCGGGCUCCCAUACCCACAAGUCACUCGCCCUUACGUGUGUAAUUGGAUUGUCGGCGAAUCGUAUUGCGGCAAGAGAUUCGGGAAUUCCGAAGAGCUGCUCCAACAUCUCAGAAGUCACACGGCGGAUGGAUCCACUCCGGCGUCUUCGUCUUCGUCGCAGCCCUCCUUACUAAAUCCUCUUAACCCGUUAUUUACGACUGCCGGUCUCCGCAGCGCGUAUCCGACGGCACCUCUGAGUCCCCUUUCGGCGAGCAGAUACCAUCCGUACUCGAAGGCCGGUCUCCCUGCGGGCCUCGGGUCGUCCCCCUAUGGUGCUUUCAAUCCGGCUCUCGGUCCCUUCUACUCUCCGUACGCUAUGUACGGCCAAAGACUCGGAGCGGCCGCCGUCCAUCAAUAA